Molecule: messenger RNA, 5788 nt
Organism: Mugil cephalus (flathead mullet)
Lineage: Eukaryota; Metazoa; Chordata; Actinopteri; Mugiliformes; Mugilidae
Gene: smg7
Product: SMG7 nonsense mediated mRNA decay factor
Exons: 24
Coding region: 90-3653 (1187 amino acids)
Biological process (GO): nuclear-transcribed mRNA catabolic process, nonsense-mediated decay
Cellular component (GO): telomerase holoenzyme complex
Molecular function (GO): telomeric repeat DNA binding; telomerase RNA binding; protein binding
Source: RefSeq, a predicted model, not a curated record
UGUGUGGGUCAGACAGGAACAAGAUGGCGGCGGGAGGAGCGUUAGCUUCUGGACCAGUCGUUGUCUAAUAAGGCUGGAGAUCCGGCAGGAUGAACCUCUGCGCCCAGUACCUACGACAGGCAGAGGCCCUGAAGGCUGACAUGACAGACUCGAAGCUGGGGGCGGCAGAGGUGUGGACGUCCCGUCAGGCUCUGCAGGACCUCUACCAGAAGAUGCUGGUGACGGACCUGGAGUACGCUCUGGACAAGAAGGUGGAGCAGGACCUGUGGAACCAUGCCUUUAAGAACCAGAUCACCACCCUGCAGAGCCAGGCCAAGAACCGGGCCAACCCAAACCGCAGCGAGGUCCAGGCCAACCUGUCCCUGUUCCUGGAGGCGGCCAGCGGCUUCUACACUCAGCUGCUGCAGGAGUUGUGCACCGUGUUCAACGUGGACCUGCCCUGUCGCGUCAAGUCGUCCCAGCUCGGCAUCAUCAGCAACAAGCAGAGCAGCAGCAGCGCCAUCGUCACCCCCCAGCCCAGCUCCUGCUCCUACAUCUGCCAGCACUGCCUCGUCCACCUGGGAGACAUCGCUCGUUAUCGUAACCAGACCAGCCAGGCGGAGUCUUACUACCGACACGCCGCUCAGCUGGUUCCUUCAAACGGUCAACCCUACAAUCAGCUGGCCAUCCUGGCCUCCUCUAAGGGCGACCACCUCACCACCAUCUUCUACUACUGCCGCAGCAUCGCCGUCAAGUUCCCGUUCCCAGCGGCGUCCACCAACCUGCAGAAGGCCCUGUCCAAGGCUCUGGAGAGUCGUGACGAGGUGAAAACCAAGUGGAGCGUGUCUGAUUUCAUCAAGGCCUUCAUCAAGUUUCAUGGUCACGUCUACCUGAGUAAGAGUCUGGACAAACUGGACGGUCUGAGGGAGAAACUGGAGGAGCAGUUUCAGAGGCUGAUCCUCCAGAAAGCCUUCAGCUCCCAGCAGCUCGUCCACAUCACCGUAAUCAACCUGUUUGAGCUCCACCACCUCAGAGACCUGGCGGCCGACGGCGGCGACCAGAACUACAGCAGCGAGCAGCAGAUCAGCUGGUUCCAGCUCCUCGGACUCUUCAUGUCCUUCCUGGGUGUGAUGUGCAGCCGAGUUCUGCUCAACAAGAACCGUGGGGACGAGAUCAUGGGGGAGUGUCCCCUGCCGGCCAUCAAGGUGUCUCUGGACUGGCUCAAACUGAGACCCAGCGUCUUCCACGAGGCGGCCGUGGACCAGAGGCAGCACGUCUGGCCCUGGCUGGUGUCCAUCCUCAACAGUUUCCAGCCCAAAGAGGACGACCUGUCCUGCUCCUCAGUGACGCCGCUGCCGGAGGAGUUUGAGCUCCAGGGUUUCUUAGCCCUGCGUCCUGCCCUCAGGAGUCUGGACUUCACUAAGGGACAUCAGGGCAUCCUGGUGGACAGGGACGGUCUCCUGGAGGACACGCGCCACCAGAGGCUCGUCAGUCUGGGGAAAUGGGUUUCUGACAACCAGCCGGGGCUGAUCCAGUGCAGAGUGGACGAGAGCGGCGUCCUGGUCUUCGUCUCUGAGAUCCCGGAGCAGGCCAUCGAGGAGCCGCAGGAGAAGGAGGCGCCGGUGCUGCAGGAGUCGUCCAACGGCGAGCAGACGUCCAACGACGGCGGCGUCUCCGGCCUCAAGUCGGUCCUGUCCGUGGGGAAGACGCAGAGCUCGUGGCCCGACAGCAGCGAGCGGCCCGUCGUCACCUUCAAGGAGAACAUCAAACCCCGGGAGCUGAGCCGCGACGCCACCAGGAACCACCACCUGAAGGAGGGCAGCAAGGAGCGCCGCGACUUCCCCAAAGGCAACGGGGCCGCGGGCAAAGGCGAGGCCAAGAGGGACGGCAAGAGGAAGAGCGAGACCAAGAAGACCGGCCACGACAAGACGGCCGACGCCGGCAAACAGGUGAAGGCCCAGACGGAGCUGAGGAAGACUCCGGUCUCUGAGGCCAAGAAGACGCCCGCCACCCAGACCCAGACCACCUGCUCGUCCCAGUUCAUCCCCAUCCACCACCCUGGAGCCUUCCCCCCCCUCCCCAGCCGACCCGGUUUCCCCCCCUCGGCCUACGUCAUCCCUCCCCCGGUGCCGUUCCCGGGCCUCCAGGUGAACCCGGGCUUCACCUUCUCCACCGGCGUCUCCGUCCCCGGACCUUUCCUCCAGCCGGCCGUCCACACCCAGUCUGGGACCCAGGUCCAGGCCGGGAAGCAGUCCCACAUCCCCUACAGUCAGCAGAGGCCCUCGGGGCCGGGGCCCGGUCAGGGGCCGGGGGCCUCGGCCCAGGGCCCCCCCCAGGGUCAGCAGCCCCAGCCCCAGCCGCCCUCGCAGCAGUCGGUCCAGCUCCAGGUCCAGACCAUGGGACAGCAGCACCAGCAGUCUCCCACCAAACCGGGGCAGCAGGUGGGGAUGGGCAAGAGUCCUCCUCACCACCCGGGGCUGCAGCAGUUCAUGCAGGUCCAGGACCAGUCGGCUCAGAUGUGGAACCAGGCCCAGGCCAGUCUCCAGAAGAUGUCCCCCAUCCCGAUGUCCCUGAAGCAGCCCCAGACCCAGCCCCAGCCCCAGCAGACCUUCUACAUGGCGCCCCAGGACCCGCUGAAGCUCUACGAGCACCAGCAGCAGCCGCCGCUGUCCUCCAUGGACAAGAAGAUCAACUCCAAGUAUCCUGACUUCUACUGGGAGCCCUCCUACCGGAUGGGGGAGGGUCUGGCCGUGGUGGCCGACAGGAUGAGGAGGCCUCCACCAGGGGGCAUGUGUUCGGAGCAGGACGCCCCCGCCGGGUCCAGGGGACCCCCCUUUGAGGACAACAAGAGCUCGCCUCUUCUACCUCCCGACCUGUUAAAAACUCUAGCAGAUUUUGAGGAGGAGGAGGAGCUCGUCUUUUCUAAGCCUCCUGAUUUCUUCCAGGCCUUGGCCGGUCCUCUGAGCUCUGCUCCUGGACCAAAUAUAUUUCUGCCGAACCAGAACAGGAUGGAGAGCGGCUCCGAGGUCCUGGGUCAGACCUCCUCCCUGCUGCCCAUGGCCGGCUUCCCCAUGCAGGAGUUCAACCAGAACAGUAUCUUCAGUCAGGCCUACGGCAAAAACCUGCCCCCCAGCUCCAAGCCCGACGCUCCCAUGAUGCACCAGGAGGCCUCCCUCUACUCCCUGUUUGAGGGAACUCCGUGGUCCCCUUCUCUUCCAGCCAGCUCAGACCACUCCACCCCGGCCAGCCAAUCCCCUCACUCCUCCAACCCCAGCAGCCUGCCGUCCUCCCCCCCCACCCACAACCACGGGGCCAUGCCCUUCUCCAACUUCGGACCCAUCGGGACCCCGGACAGCCGGGACCGGCGGGUGGUGGACCGCUGGAAGGCGGACAAGACCGGAGGCGUCAGUGGGUUCGGCCUCGACUACCUCCCGACCGCCGCCGCCUCCUCGUCCUCAGACUCCAGCUGGCACCAGGCCGGGUCCACGGGGACGUCCUGGACCAACCAGGAGUCUCCCAUGGAGGAGUCGUCCUCCACCGUGCUGCUCGACAGCCUCAAGUCUAUCUGGUCCAGCUCUAUGAUGCAGCCGGGCCCGUCGGCGUUGGAGCAGCUCCUCCUGCAGCAGAAGCAGAAGCAGCAGCGAGGCCACGGCGCCAUGAACCCCCCCCACUGAACGGCGGCCGGGAAGGCGGCGCUUUGUGUCCGGACGUCAACAAGAACCCACCACCAGGAGAAAACGUGAAUGGAGGAGGGGGGGGGGGGACGAUGACGACAAAACCAGAGAAACCAGAGAAGUUUGACGAGCUCCAAAUCAAAGGUGAAAUUAAACGGUGGAGGCUGGGGAGGCGACGUGACCCCCGACGAGGCUGAAUCACCACCACCCCCCUACGACCACCCCCCCCUCGCUGACGAGGAGCGGUGACGCGCCUCCUGGAUCGGAGGGCGUGGGAUCUCAUCCGCAGGGUUUCCCUCGACCCGCGGGAAUCUGAACUUUGAGGAACCCCCCACCACCACCACCACCACCACCACCACCACAUCUCCACCACUCCUCUCAUCUGCAAGAACGAACGAACGAAAGAAAGAACGAACUCCUUCCUUCAUAGUUUUGGUCUGAAAAUAAAAAAAAAAGACGAUGAGCGACCUCCCGGACGUCUGCUCGGUUUUUAGCGCCUCGUCGCCACAGACUGAACCGGGGUCGUGGGAGAGUGAGGACGGAGCAGUGGUCGGGUUUCAGGUGGUCGACCAACGGGGGGUUUGGGGGGGAAUCACAAUAAUGGACCGGAUUUCUGAUCUCCAUUCACUCUCAUUACCGAGGAGGAGGAGGAGGAGGAGGCUCUCUCUCUCUCUCUCUGGCUGGAGGCAGGAGGAGCAGAGUCCAGUGCGACUAUAUAAAUAUAUAAAUAACUAUAUAUUGCCAUAGUUGGGCUUUAAACGGACCUCGAGUCUUAGCCGAGAAUUCGUCUUUUGAAGGAAGAGACGCCGGCGAGUGGACAGAAGUUGGAACGGCGUGGGAGGAGGGGAGGGAAAGGGGGCGGGGCUAGGAACAAAACAAAAAAAAAAGAUAAAAAAAUCCAAUACAAGAACCCUGUGGAUCUUAGGGUAGUAUUACUGUUAGCUUCAAGAGACGCAGAUAUUAACAAGAAACUGUACUUUGUGAUUUGUUCGUAGCAGUUUUAGCUCUAUUGGCUUCCUGCUUUGAUAUUUUCGGUGUUCUUCUUCUUCUUCUCUCCUUAAUUUAUGAAGAGGAGACUAAAGGUGUAACCCUGCUCGCUUAAUUAACCUGCAUUUACUCUGUUUCUUUACUGUUUUUGUUUUGGUUCAUGUUCUGCCUUUUUACUGGUUUUAAGCAGCUGUGUUGACGCCUUCCCCCCGUCCCCCUGGUCCCCCCCCGUCCCGUCCCGUCCCACCACCACAGGCCGAAGGGGGCUGUGUCCACUACCAGGCUGUGGGCGGGGCAUGUGUGGGCGGGGCUUGUGUGGGCGGAGUUUUAUGAGCGGGAGCAACUUUUAAUUGAAACCGAAGCCUGAAAUCUGAACAAUGAGCCGCAGCAAACAAAGUGAAGAAAAUAAUAAAUUAACAAACGGACGAACUCAAAGUCAAAACCUCAGUUCCCAAUGUUUAAAAUGAGGACUUUGAUUUUUGAGCCUCAUUUCAUCUCAAUAAUGUUUUUUUUUCUUUUAAAGAAUUAUUAAUCGGACACAGAAGCUAAAAAUAUUCUGUUUGUCAUGAAGAGAAACUAAAUAAAAAAACGGCACUUGAUGAACCGGAGAAUAAACCGGUCGACUGAUGGAAACAUUUAUAUUUUUUUAUUGGUUCAUCUGAACGUGAAGAAGCUUCUCGACUAAAACCAGCUCCCGGAUGAACUCCCGGUGGUUCCUGCUCCUUCGUGUAAAGUUCCUGCCUUGGUUUUUAUUUGCGUGCUUUCAGCCUUGGCUCGGUGUCAGCUGACCUCUGACCUCUCUAGGCGUCAGUGGAAGCCGCAGCCCUGUGCGGUACCAACGAAGAAGAGGAAGCAGGAAGUAGUUCAGUUCUCUGCUGUCGUUCACAGCCUGUGUUUGGUUUUAUUUCUUUUUUUUCUUCACAAAGAGACGUGUCUAUUUUCUGUGUGAUCGUGCUUUUCAUGUCGCAUUUACGAAAUGUAUUUGAAAAAUAAUAAAGAUAAACUAUUGUUGAACGUGAGGACGACUUUGGGCCAGAAGCAUCGAGGACUCAAGUCCAGAUGUGAGUUUGACUUGGAGGCUUUUUGUGUUCCUGUCUCUCUGUAGACCUUCAGAAUCAGCCUUUAAAUAAACGUUAACGGUGACUUCA